AUCACCUGGUGGGUGAUAGAGCUCCGCUCCGCGCUCCGACUGAGACGGAAACUGACUUCGACCCUUCGACCCCAACUUCGGGGAGUGAUUUGGGCUUGAGCGGGGGACGAGCAAAAUGCGCGCUAUAGCUGGCGCUGGCUGGCGCUGGCUGGCGCUGGCUGGCGCUGGCUGGCGCGGGCGUGACACCCGAGGCAAGCGCCUCUCCCGGGGGCCGGCGGGGCCGCGGGUUCGUGACUCGCUAAAGCCCCCGGUGUCGCCCGCCGGUCACGUCACGGCUCCCCGCGCGGCUCAACGAGUCCAUCACCUCGUGUAAUACUGCGACGCGCUGCAAAAGGGAACAAACUCAACACGAUCUUGUUUACACAAGCAGCAUCGCAUCGCGGGCAGAACGCCAGAGGACGUCGCCGUGGUAAAUCACGUUUCAAUGGUUCUUACUCACUGCGCAACACAGGCACGGCCGGCGGCCGGCUCGUCCUCGUGUCCUUCGUGCACCAGCGGUGCGUGGUGCUGCAGGACCACCAGGACGCCGUCACCGUCAUACAGACGCACCCGGAGAGGUAAGGGACGCCGAGGCCCGCCACGCUCGCGCGCACGAUGGGUUGCCCACCUCCUCGGCGCGCAGGCCCGCGCUGCUCCUGGGACGCGCCAACGGCUCCGUGUCGCUCAUCGACUACGUCAAGAAGGAGGUCAUGAUCACGUUCACGUUCGACCGCAAGCCGGGGGCCGACCCCGUCUCCGUCACGUCGCUGAGCUUCUCGCCGAACGGUGAGGCCCGACGACGGCAAGGGUCGCAAACUCAUCGGGCGUCUACGAGUAAAAUAGCGCCACGCGGUGUGAGCAGGGACGGUGCUGGCGUGCGGCUGCGCCAACGGCACCCUGCACCUGCUGCACCCCGCCGCCCUGCACCCCGUCACGACGCACCCCUUCCACAAGACCCGCGCCGCGAUCCACCACCUCUGCUUCUCCCCGGACAACAUGUUCCUGGCGCACUCCGUGAGUGGGGCGCGGUCGCUACCCCGCGUCCGCGUCGCUCCAGCAAUACCCCGCGGAGGCUCCGGGCGCGGGGUAUCGCUGGCAGGGUACAGUCGGCGCCAAAACGUGUCCUCUGCUGUAGGACGCCGCCAACUUCGUCUCAGCGUACCGCUGGCUCACCGGGCACCGCUGGGCGUACCUGGGUAAGAAGCAGCUGCACGCCCAGCCCGUGCGCGGCCUCCUGUUCGGGUCGCAGCCCUAUGACGCGCCUCUCUUCUCCUUCGGCGAGGACCACGUCCUGGUCGAGUACGACGUCGCGCACAGCCUCAACAGCACCCUGCUGGUGACGAGGCUGGACCGCAUCGAGCGGUCGGGGGUGCCGUCCAGCGUCACCUGGUGCCCUGGGGACGGCGAGGGUGCCGAGCCCGUCCUCCUCAUCGCUACGUCUGAGUUCAAGUACCGCCUGGUCGACUUGAAAACGCGGAAGGUGUGCGGCACAGCGCAGGGCCCGCGGCUGCACACGACCGUCAGCACCAUCCAGGUAUGAGUAGGUUGCCCAGCCGCCUCGUCCAGAACUUCUGGGAUGUGUACGACGCGCUGCUCCUCCCAGACCAUCGGCGGCCCCGCGGCCACGGCCCCCGCCACGGCCGUGUACGCCACGCAGCGCCGCCUGGGCCUCCAGUGCCUGCCGCCCGACGGCAACCCCUUCAAGAACGUCGCCAUGAUCGUGCACCCCGUGAAGAUAAUGUCCUUCGUCAUCUCGCCGUGCGAGGAGUUCGUGUUCACGUGCGGCGCGCAGGACCAAAGUGUGCUCAUGUGGCGCAUAAACCAAGAGGCCGUGGGCACGCUCCUCGAGGACGGGCUGCAGGGCGGCGAGCAGGGCGCGCUGGAGCCGUGGCUGCUGUCGGUGGAGGGCGGCCGCGAGGGCUGGCUGGUGCAGACCAUGAGGGACAUGUUCUGCUACGCGCAGAUGCUGCACCAGGGCACCCUCAGCACCGAGCCGCGCUUCAUCACGGACAUGCUGCCCGUCUGCGAGCUGCCCGACGUCAUGCGGGCCCUGGGCUUCUUCCCGUCCCAGUCACAGGCACGGUGCCCCGCAAGUACAUAAAAAU
Molecule: messenger RNA, 2084 nt
Organism: Frankliniella occidentalis (western flower thrips)
Lineage: Eukaryota; Metazoa; Arthropoda; Insecta; Thysanoptera; Thripidae
Product: cilia- and flagella-associated protein 251-like
Exons: 5
Coding region: 1556-2080 (174 amino acids)
Source: RefSeq, a predicted model, not a curated record